AUGUUACGUACAUUGAAAAGACGAAAUUUUGCGGGUAAAAACGGGAUUUACGAUGUCAGGUGUCAUCGGCUGUCUGGGCCCACUAUUUUGGGUUUUUGGGUGUAUGUAGGGAAUGGGGUGGGUGCGCGGAGGGUUACUCUUCUAAUUAUAAGGAGGUUAGUAGGGAGUUAA
Molecule: messenger RNA, 171 nt
Organism: Neurospora hispaniola
Lineage: Eukaryota; Fungi; Ascomycota; Sordariomycetes; Sordariales; Sordariaceae
Exons: 1
Coding region: 1-171 (56 amino acids)
Source: RefSeq, a predicted model, not a curated record